AUGCAGCUCACCAGCCUCCUCGCUCUCCUUCCCCUGGCCGCGGCCGCCCCCUCGGAGCCCAUCUCUGCCCGUGGCCUGACUGUCCCCACCGACGCCGUGCCCUCUGAGGUCCGCGUCCUCGGCAUCUCGCUCCUGGGCUCCGGUUGCCCGGCCAACACCGCCGAUGUCCAGAUCGACGCCACCAAGACUCUCUUGGAGGUCACCUUCUCCGAGUACAUCAUCCAGACCGGCCCGGACACCAAGGCGGCCGAUUGGCGCAAGAACUGCAAGCUGACGCUCAACCUUGAGUUUGAUGAGGGCUUCUCCUUCUCCACCCUCGCGACCGACAUGAGCGGUUUCGCCCAGAUCCCAGCCGGCUCCAAGGGUCUCUGCACCAACACCUUUGACUUCACCGGCAUCCAGGGCCAGUCGUACUACUCCAUUGCACUUCCUGGCGAGCGUGAGGGCCCCUUCACCCUCAGUGCGGACCCGGAUGUUGUCUCGUGGUCGCCCUGCGGUGGCACCUCGGCCAUCAUGAACAUGAACACCCAGUGCAACAUCUCGCCGACCAAGGAAGCUGCUCUUAUUGCUGUUGAUCGUAUCAGUGGCAAAAUCACCGUCAACGUGGCUCUCGCUUGGCGCCAAUGCUAG
This is a messenger RNA of Dichotomopilus funicola, 630 nucleotides long. RefSeq lists its product as uncharacterized. The transcript is spliced from 3 exons. NCBI's taxonomy places the organism in Eukaryota, Fungi, Ascomycota, Sordariomycetes, Sordariales, Chaetomiaceae. The record is from RefSeq and is a predicted model, not a curated record. Bases 1 to 630 code for a protein of 209 amino acids.